Hipposideros armiger (great roundleaf bat) is the source of this 5611-nucleotide messenger RNA. It is a transcript of the gene RNF43, whose product is annotated as ring finger protein 43. Lineage: Eukaryota; Metazoa; Chordata; Mammalia; Chiroptera; Hipposideridae. The record is from RefSeq and is a predicted model, not a curated record. The transcript is spliced from 10 exons. The coding region runs from base 1818 to 4202 and encodes 794 amino acids.
AGAAACAUAUAUUAGAAACUUUUGCGUGUUUCUAAUGACAAGGUUACUGGAAGGAUUGUAGUUCAUGAAUGUGGUAAUUAGCCAAAAUUAGGGGGGUUUGUGCCUACGUUCUUCUCAUUAAGCAUAUAUACUUUACCCCUUUGCUUGUAUUUAUGACAUAGACUUACAUGCAAUCUUAUAUUGAGGGUAUAGGUCUGAUCCAUAGUAUCAGUUCACCUCCCCAAGGAUGUGAGAAGAAAGUAACAGAUUCCAGGCCUCUGACAUCAACCUGAUCUAAAAACUCCAUACAGGUACAGUUUAGAAAACAGCUACCAAAUUUAAGUUAGUAAGAGCUGAAGAAAAACUAUACAUAAAAUGGACAGAGUUCUCACCAGGAUAGUAGAUAUAAGACAACAAUAAAUCAAUAAGUACUAUAUAGCACAGGAUCACUUUAUUCGGGCUUUGUGCCAAUUUUAGACACUAAAACCCGGAAAGAGCAGAAAUCUUUUUGAACAUAUAUUUGCAAAACCCUGUGUCCAUUCUUUUAUCUUCUGGGUUUCCUUCUUUUCUCGCUCUGCCUCUCUUUAUUUCCUUACACCACCAUCUAUACUCUCUCGGGUGCAGAAUCGGCUUAGAUAUGUUUGAGUGGCCCUGAUUUACAUGCGGUAGCUUGCUUACCUGGAGAAGGCAUUGAGGAUUGAAUUGGAUGCAGUUUGACUGUGGCUCCAUAGAGGGAGUAGAGGAGCUGAGAGAAGAGAGCAAAAGAACGUGUCUGGUUAAGUGUGCCGCCGGAGCCCGGUGCCUUAGCCAGCGGAGGAGGAGGGGCAGGAUGGGGGGUGUUGCCUCUAGCUGCUCCACCCUCACUUUGUGUCAGCAGGUAGAGAGCGUGAUUGCAGUCUCAGGGGAGGGAGUUCGAGCUAGAACACCAAUUACAAACCACAGGCUUCCUUCUCUAGGGAGUUGAUCCAGAAUUGUCUUUCUGGAAGGGAAGCACUCGAAUCCUUCCGAACUUUCCAAGUCCAUCCAUGAUUCAGAGAUAUUGCCUUCUCCCUCUGGGAUUUUCUGUGUUCCUGGUAGUGAAUUGUUACUUUGCUUCUUUUCUCUUUGAAGAUUUGAUCAUUUUAUAUGCUGUUUGGGGAGAAAAAGAACUUUUGUUAGAAAGGAGAUUUCAGAAAUGAUUUUGGAUCCUCUAUCAGUGUUUUUAGAGUUCUUGGGGACAGUAGCUCUAACCCUGGAGUAAGUUUCUGCCUUUGACCUGCAUGGAUUAUUUUUUCAGGCUGCGGAAUUUCUCGGUGCCUACCUGCAGUGCGGGGCACUUGGUUUGGUUGCAGAGUAAGAAGGUGGAAGAAUGAGCUGUACUUGGUUAAACAGUUGAAAUCUUUUUUGAGCAGGAUCUAUAAAAGCAUAAUUGAAUUGGUUUCACCCCCGUGGAUUCCAGUGGGCCCGUCAGCACAACAGUGGCUCGACAAUUGGAUGCAUAUGGAAGACCAGCACCAAGUGAUCUGAUAUAACAAAAAUUCAGGAUGUGACAUUCAACCUCAAGCGAAGUUGGAAAUUCCAGAGAAAAGUGGUGGUAUCUUUACUAAUAUUAGUGAAGAUGGGAGAAAAUGACCUACCUGUAGCCGAAGUGGGCUAAACACACCCUUUUCCUUGCCAGAUCAGGAAUGCCACCUGUUCUUGGGAAUAUGAGAAAGGAAGGGCCAAAACUAUGACUUUGCUUUCUGAAACUGAAGUAUAAAUUCUCUCUUCCUUCGUUUGUCUGAAUCUGAGAACCUGCGUUUGGUGUUAGCCCGUGGAAGCAGUAUGUAUGGCCGAAGUGCACUGCUGCAGCUGGUAGCAUGAGUGGUGGCCACCAGCUGCAGCUGGCUGCCCUCUGGCCCUGGCUGCUGAUGGCUACCCUGCAGGCAGGCUUUGGACGCACUGGACUGGUACUGGCAGCUGCGGUGGAGUCUGAAAGAUCAGCAGAGCAGAAAGCUAUUAUCAGAGUGAUCCCCUUGAAAAUGGACCCUACAGGAAAACUGAACCUCACUUUGGAAGGUGUGUUUGCUGGUGUUGCUGAAGUCACUCCAGCAGAAGGAAAGUUAAUGCAGUCCCACCCCCUGUACCUGUGCAAUGCCAGUGAUGACGACAAUCUGGAGCCUGGAUUCAUCAGCAUCGUCAAGCUGGAGAGUCCCCAGCGGGCUCCCCGCCCCUGCCUGUCACUGGCCAGCAAGGCCCGGAUGGCAGGUGAGCGCGGAGCCAGUGCUGUCCUCUUUGACAUCACUGAAGAUCGAGCUGCUGCUGAGCAGCUGCAGCAGCCCCUGGGGCUGACUUGGCCAGUGGUGUUGAUCUGGGGCAAUGAUGCCGAGAAGCUGAUGGAGUUUGUGUACAAGAACCGCAAGGCCCAUGUGAGGAUUGAGCUGAAGGAGCGCCCGACCUGGCCAGAUUAUGAUGUGUGGAUCCUCCUGACGGUGGUGGGCACCAUCUUUGUGGUCAUUCUGGCUUCAGUGCUGCGCAUCCGGUGCCGUCCCCGCCACAGCAGGCCGGUGAGCGGAGUGGGCUCCCUGGCAGAGGAUCCUCUUCAGCAGCAAACAGCUUGGGCCAUCAGCCAGCUGGUCACCAGGAGGUACCGGGCCAGCUGCAAGAAGGCCCGGAGUGAGUGGCCAGACUCAGGGAGCAGCUGCAGCUCAGCCCCUGUGUGUGCCAUCUGCCUGGAGGAGUUUUCUGAGGGCCAGGAGUUACGGGUCAUCUCCUGCCUCCAUGAGUUCCAUCGUGCCUGUGUGGACCCCUGGCUACAUCAGCAUCGGACUUGUCCUCUCUGCAUGUUCAACAUCGUAGAGGGAGAUUCAUUUUCCCAGCCCGUGGGACCCACCCGAUCCUACCAGGAACCAGGCCGGAGACUCCAUCUCAUUCGCCAGCAUCCUGGCCAUGCCCACUACCACCUUCCUGCUGCCUACCUGCUGGGCCCUUCCCGGACUGCAGUGGUUCGGCCCCCACGACCUGGUCCUUUCCUACCAUCCCAGGAACCAGGCAUGGGCCCUCGGCAUCACCGCCUCCCCAGAACUGCACAUCCCCGGACUCCAGGCGAGCAGCAGCGCCUGGCAGCAGCCCAGCACCCCUUCGCACAGGGCUGGGGGCUAAGCCGCCUCCAAUGCACCUCGCAGCAUACGGCCACUUGCCCAGCACCCCCACGCCGGGCCAGGCCUCAUGACAGCAGUGGGUCUGGAGAAAGCUACUGCACAGAACGCAGCGGGUACCUGGCAGAUGGGCCAGCCAGUGAUUCUAGUUCGGGGCCCUGCCAUGGGUCUUCAAGUGACUCAGUGGUCAACUGCACGGACAUCAGCCUGCAAGGCAUCCACGGCAGCAGUUCUACCUUCCGUAGCUCUCUGAGCAGUGACUUUGACCCCUUGGUUUACUGCAGCCCUGAAGGGGAGCCCCAGGAGGAAGAGACUCAACCCAGCGUGACCUCUCGGCCCCGUUCUUUGGACUCAGUGGUGCCCAGAGGGGAACCCCAGGUCUCCAGCCACAUCCACUACCACCGCCAUCGGCACCACCACUACAAAAAGCGCUUCCAGUGGCAUGGCAGGAAGCCUGGUCCAGAAACUCGGGUCCUGCAGUCCAGGCUCGAGGUUCCUCGGACACAGCCAGAGCCAGAGCUGCCUUCUCCUGGUCAGCAAGCUGCCAAAUGCAAUGCAGCAGCCUCGUCAGGGCAGCUUCCCAACCCACAACCACCCAGGGCCCUCACAGAGCCAGCCCCAGGCCCAACUGAUGCUUCCAGCCCCAGUCCCAAUCCCAGCAGCCUCUUCCACUGGCAGAAAUCCAGCGUUUCGGUCCGACACCCACAGAAGAAACGGCGGGGGGGUCCCUCAGAGCCCACCCCAGCCUCUCGGCCCCAGGACUUGACUGCACACCCAGCCUGCCAGGUUUUUCCCCAUUAUGGCCCCAGCCUGGCAUACCCUUGGUCCCCAGAGGCCCACCCAUUAAUCUUCGGACCUCCGGGCCUGGACAGGAGGCUGCUACCAGAAACCCCAGGCUCCUGUUACUCAAGUUCACAGCCAGUAUGGUUGUGUCUGACUCCACGCCAGCCCCUGGGACCACACCCACCUGGGGAGGGGCCUUCCGAAUGGAGUUCUGGUACCCCAGAGGGCAGGCCAUGCCCUUACCCACACUGCCAGGUGCUGCCAGCUCAGCCUGAUGCAGGCUCGGAGGAGGAGCUAGAGGAGCUGUGUGAACAGGCUGUGUGAGAUGUUCGGGCCUACCUCCCACCAAGAGCGUGCUCCGGAUGAUGUGGGGCCUCACCGGCAGAGUCCUGCUCCUGAGAGAAGAAGGGACCUCAGAAAACAUCCCUCUGUUGCCGUCCUUCCUGAAACCACUGGAAGAGGAGUGGUGAUGGUGGUGGCAGGAGGUGUUGUUUCCUGCUCCCAGCUACAGACCUUGUCUGCAGAGCACAUCUGCAGUGCAGCAAAUCUGUGUCCAGCAGGGUACCAGCUACUGCCUGUGUGGUCUGGCUCCCGUGAGGGCUGUUUUUUGAGAGCAGAAAGCUAGGUAUGGGUAGAUUGGUGUUUGUAAAGGUGCUGCUCCCUUCCCCAGCCCCAACAGGUCUUCCUGCUCCCAAGCCUCAUGUUCAUACCAGCCAGUGGGUCCAGCUGAAUGCACGACCCCUUCUCACCUCAUUCUCUGGGUGAGUCCUGCACAUCAGCUAUGGCUCCUCUUUGGUAAGGCUGCUGCGUCAGCAGCAACCCUGGCUCUUAUCAUUUUCCUUCUUUGCAAAAGGAUCAGGAGCAUAGGUGAGCCCCGAGCCCUAAAAAGGGGGGCUCUGCAGCUCUCCAGGCAUUACUUGCCCUGGUACAUAACAAAAUGUGUUUUUUCCCUUCUUGUCCUUAAUUUUCAGAUACAUUGUAUUAAGUCAGAGGGGAGGCUCUGGGAAGCCAGAGCGUGGAGUUCUCUCCCCAAGGGGGUACAGCACUUUGAAGAACCUGGGAUGAAGCCUCUGAACUUUAAACCCCCUUGUCACUCUAGCAGCCCCAGUUUCUCUGGGAGUUGGGGUGGGGGUAGUGGGAGGGAAUAACUCGUCCUUGGAGAUCUCCCAUCUCUCAGUCCCAAAGUGGCAGAAAGAAAAGGAUAUCUAUGGAGUUCAUCUAGGAAGAGAAAGGAUGGAAUGAAGGUAGAAAAGACAGAAUUGCAGCUGAACAAGGACAACGAGGAGUUUUUCUCUGGAAGUUUUUCUCUCAAAGAAGGGAUGGGGAACAGGAGAGAACAAAGGAAAAGCAAAGUGGGAUCCUUAGGUUUAGGUGGCCCAGAGGCCCAGCUUCCUAGUAUAAGCCAUACAGGCCAGGGACACACAGAAAGGUGUGCAAGCGAGAGUGGAGUUGGAGCAGGAAGUCUGGUCUGAGCAGCUGGUACCGAGUGGGCAAGGGCUGAGGGGCCUCCUUAAGGUGACAUUCACCCCAGGGCAGCUUGACCAUUGCUGGCCCCUCAGGCAUUAUCCCAUUUGGAAUGUGAAUGUGGGAGCAAAGUGGGCACAGGACCCCACCUGAGAAUCUUCUUCCCUCAGAGUCAGUGGGGAACUGGCACCUAAGCACCCACAUGGGUAUUUAUAUCUGAACCAGACAGAAAGACGCUUGAAUCAGGCACUAUGUUGAGAAAUGUAUUU